AUGCAGUUCAGCAACAGCCUCGCUCUCGGAGCGGUCCUAUGCGCUUCCGUCAUUAACGCACACAUGUCAAUGACAUGGCCACUUCCCUUCCGUUCUGCACUCAACCCCAACGCCGUCCAAUCUCAGAUCGACUACAGCAUCACAGCUCCACUCGCAGCCUCCGGUGCAAACUUCCCUUGCAAGUACAACGACAUGGGCACAGCUGGAGGAAAAUCUGUCGUCACUUGGUCCGCAGGUCAAACCGCAAACUGGACCGUCGGAACCGGUGCUAUUCACGGUGGAGGAUCUUGUCAAGUCGCACUCUCUUACGAUUCCGGAAAGACAUUCAAGGUCAUCCAUUCUUACAUCGGAAGCUGUCCUACCGCAGUAAGCUCAAGCGCCGACUUCACUGUUCCUGCCGACGCCCCAGCUGGAGAAGCAAUGUUCGCUUGGACUUGGCAAAACCAGAUCGGUAACCGCGAGUUCUACAUGUCCUGCGCUGCCGUCACCAUCGAAGGAACAAAGGCUCGUGCUGCUCCGGCUGUCGCCUUUUCUGCCCGUCCCGAUCUCUUCCUCGUCAACCUUGGCAAUGGAUGCACGUCUGUCGAAGGUAAGGCCGUCAACUACCCAAAUCCAGGCCCAGAUGCAGAUGUUACGCGCAAGACUUCAGACUCGGGUACCUUCACCGGAACUUGUGGUCCUGUCAAUGGUGUUGCCUCAUCUGGUUCCGAUGCAUCGGGCUCUACUUCAGGAAGCACCGGUGGUCAAAGCUCCAGUGCUCCAGCAGCUCCCGUAUCAUCUGCCCCAGCAGUUGGUGCGCCAUAUGCUCCAGUACCCGUUGCUUCCUCAAGCACAACUCCAGUUUCCAUCGUAAUCCUUCCAACCAUUGCAGCCUCAUCUACGCUCAGCUCGGCCACCAUCAUCGCAACAUCCGUACCAGCUUCACCAACAUCAGGCACCACCUCCCCCUCAUCCUCAGGAACAAGCUCCGGAGCCCUUCAGGCCUCGGUCGACGGUCUCUGCUCUGCAGGAAAAACAUGCACCGGCUCCGGCUUUGGUCCAUGUUGCUCCAAGGACGGAUUCUGUGGAAUUGGUGAUGCUUGGUGUGGCACCGGUUGUCAACCCGGCUUCGGAUCUUGUGGAACUACUCUCAACUCCACUUCUACUGCCAAUCCCAUCAGAAAGAUCAGAGGAAGAAGUUGGAGACUUUGA
Botrytis byssoidea is the source of this 1191-nucleotide messenger RNA. RefSeq lists its product as uncharacterized. Gene Ontology annotation, molecular function: chitin binding. The transcript has a single exon. The coding region runs from base 1 to 1191 and encodes 396 amino acids. The record is from RefSeq and is a predicted model, not a curated record. Lineage: Eukaryota; Fungi; Ascomycota; Leotiomycetes; Helotiales; Sclerotiniaceae.